Molecule: messenger RNA, 1092 nt
Organism: Clonostachys solani
Lineage: Eukaryota; Fungi; Ascomycota; Sordariomycetes; Hypocreales; Bionectriaceae
Source: the annotation of a GenBank genome assembly
AUGGAACCUCCGCGUAAACUCCACGUCGGGGUUGUUGGCCUCGGUCGUAUGGGCAAGCGUCAUGCACUCAACUUCUUUCAUAAUGUCCCCCGAGCCAUUCUUACUGCCGUAUGCUCAAUAGACGACGUCGAACGCGAGUGGGCAACCCAUACUCUCGCUCCAAGCGGUGUGGCCGUUUACGAAAACUACGAUGACAUGCUGAGACAUCCUGGUAUGGACGCUGUUUGCAUCUCCACCACGACAUCUGUGCAUGCACCCCAGACCAUUGCUGCCAUUGCUGCCGGCAAACACGUACUCUGUGAGAAGCCACUCGCAACGAGUACCGACGUGUCUCAAACCGUCGUUGACGCUGCCACGCGACGGCCUGACCUUAAAGUUAUGUGCGGCUUCUCUCGUCGCUUCGAUGCGAGCUACCGCGAUGCAUAUGCCAAGGUGCGGUCCGGCAUCAUUGGCAAAGCGUGCGUGAUGCGGUGCCAAACAGGCGACGUCCUAGACCCGACGGGUUUCUUCGUCAAUUAUGCUGCGCAGAGCGGGGGCAUCUUCGUGGACUGCGCGAUCCACGAUGUCGAUCUAGCUCUGUGGUUCUUUGAGGGCGCAAAGGUCCGUUCAGUAUCUGCCAUAGGAAUCACGGCCAUUGAGCCUGAUCUACUCCAGUACAAUGACCGCGACAAUGUCAUGGGCAUGAUUGAGUUUGAAGAUGGUCGCAUUGCAAGUGUUUACACGUCGAGAAUGAUGAUUGCUGGCCAAGAGGAUAGUACCGAGAUUAUUGGCACAGAGGGCAAGCUAACCAUCAACAUGAUCCCUGUUGCAAAUCAUGUUCAGAUCUAUAAGCCAGGCGGAAUCCAUCAUGAGCUUCCACAGAACUACUGGGAACGUUUCCACCAAGCUUUUACUACUGAGGCAGUCGAGUUUACCGACUGCUGUCUCGAUGACACCCAAGUGCCGGUCGAACUAGCCUCAGCCGUGGCUGCCGUCGAGAUUGCCUCUGCACUGCAGGAGGCCAUGAUCACUGGCAACAAGGUAGUUUUUGAUGAUAAAGGGAGAAGAAUCUCGUCAUCGAGUGGCCAAGCGCAGCGACGUACCAAAUUAUAA